UGUCUGUCCACCAUCAGCAGCAACUGAGUUUACUCUUAGUAGUAGCACUGCUGUUCCCGGUGCAUUUUCCCAGAAGAAAUGGCUGAUUUUGCAGACGAUACUGGAGCUCGAGCAUUGCUGGCUCUAAAAUCUGCCCCGUGUAGCCCGGUCAGAGUGGCAGCUGCACCCAUGUACACUCUGUCCUCGAAUUCGGCAUCCAUGGCGCUCUCCUCAGCGCCCCAGGCCCUUGCGCGUUUGGAAGGCAGGGAUUUCGAGUUCGUCAUGCGCCACAGGAUUGUGACCGUGGGUCGGAAUUCAUCGCACGGGUCUGUAGAUGUCAACAUGGGCCAUUCAAGUUUCAUAUCUCGGCGACAUUUUCAGAUAACUUUUGAAGAGCCGUUUUUUUACCUACGGUGCCUAGGGAAGAAUGGUGUGUUCGUAGACGGUGUAUUCCAGAGGAGAGGCGCUCCCCUUUUUCAACUACCGAGAGAGUGUACCUUCCGGUUUCCCAGCACGGUCAUUAAGAUCCACUUCACCGCACUCUACCGCAAGGAGGUGCCGAAGGAGGAGGCCCCACUGUCUCCGGUGAGGCCGUUCUAUCCCUCCACCUCCCCGCUGAAAAUCCACAUUCCCGACAACGACCUGCGGAACAUGAUGAGCCCUCUGCCCUCUCCAACUGGAACCAUUAGCGUUCCCAACUCCUGCCCAGCGAGUCCACGGGGAGCGGGGUCCUCGGGGUACAGAUUUGGACACAGCGUCACCUCUGACCUGCAGCUGGCGGCGGAGUUCGCGGCCAAGGCGGUGUCUGAGCAGCGGGCGGAUGCUUCUGGAGAUGACAGCCCAAAGGACGAAUCCAAGCCCCCCUACUCCUACGCCCAGCUCAUUGUCCAGGCCAUCUCCUCCGCCCUGGACAGACAGCUCACGCUUAGCGGCAUCUAUGCCCACAUCACCAAGAACUACCCCUACUACAGGACUGCAGACAAGGGCUGGCAGAACUCCAUCCGGCACAACCUGUCCCUGAACCGCUACUUCAUCAAAGUGCCGCGGUCUCAGGAGGAGCCGGGCAAGGGCUCCUUCUGGAGGGUGGACCCCUCGUCGGAAGCCAAGCUGGUGGAGCAGGCCUUCCGGAAACGCAGACAGAGGGGCGCGUCCUGCUUCCGCACCCCCUUCGGCCCCCUCUCCUCCAGGAGUGCCCCAGCGUCGCCCACCCAUUCGAGCGGCCUGCAGACCCCAGACUGCCUGUCCAGGGAGGGCUCCCCCGUGUCCCACGAGCAGGACCUGGGCUCCAAGCUGGCCUCCGUGCCGGAGUACCGCUACACACAGAGCGCGCCAGGCUCCCCGGUCAGCAGCCAGCCGGUCAUCAUGACCGUGCCGCCGCAGCCCGCCAUCCCCGGGGGAGGGGCCAAACCCCUGGCCUACCUACCGGCCUCCCUCAUCGCCUCCCAGCAGCCCCAGGGCCACGCCCUCCACAUGGUCCAGCAGGCGCCCACCGUCACCAUGGUGAGAGUGAUGACCACCUGCGCCAGCUCCCCCAACGGGUACAUCCUGGCCAACGCCAACCUGUCGGGGAACCAGCAGGUGGCAGCAGAGAACUCCGGUGGGCAAAGAGGUUCCGGAGAGGAGAAGAUGGCGGUGAGCUUCGCGACGCUCCCCACGGCGAGCCGUGUGAUCCAAGCGGUGGGCACCCCGAUCGGCGGGAUCGGCGGCGGACAUCAGGCCUUCACCGUCCUGCAGCAGACGCCCGUCUCCGCGGGUCAGCACCAGCUCCCCGUCCGGCCCGUCACCCAGAACGGCAAGCACGCCCUCCCUGUGGCCAGCAUCUCCACCAGCGCCUACGCUAUCACCAAUCCACUUCAGCUGCUGGCAGCCCAGGCCUCCAGCUCUCCGCCCGUGGUGGUGAACCGGCCGGCCAGUACGGAGGCUGAGGAGCCAGGCUCAACAGCAGGCGAGCCUGAGGCCAAGAGGCCUAAGGUGGAAGACGGUGAAACGGCUCCAGUCCCUCAGCCGGUUAUUGUAGCCAUGAACCAGGACGCCAGUGAAUAAAGUUGCAAGUUGAAAACAGGAUUCAGUGAAGAAGGUUCUUACGUGUUCCUCAGUUUAUAAACCCGAUGUGCCAAACAAAUAAGGGGGGAGGGUCUCUUAUUGUGAGCUUACAGGGGAGUCAACAGAGCAAUCCAGCUGUUCAAAUAGAGACAAUUGAUUGUAUAAUUUAACCUGGGGUUAUUUUUGUUACCUUGUGUUUGAGCCACGGUUUUUCACUUUGUUUAAAGGCGUUGUCCAUUAAGCCUUAAAACAACAGGUGUACUGCUGUCUGAUUUGCGGGGGGAAGGCUAGCUGGUAGCUGGAAAUGCUAAUGGUUCCUCACAACAGAGAGAGAGGAGAGCCUACCCACAAAAGUCAUCAAAAAUAAGAGCAUUAAUAUUGUAUACAAUAGGUACCCUCAAAGUAGUUCUUCGGUAAGUUUCAGUAACCAGGUUACGGUGGGACCAAAGUCUAUGUCGCUAUCUCUAUCUGACAUGAGGUAGUCUCACUAAUGAAAUUAUUGUUGAGAGUCUGGGGGGGCCCUGUACUUUGAGGGGGUGUCAACUUCUUAUACAAGUUAUUGUGAACAGGGAUUUAUUCAACUUUUUCUAUUUUAUGUUAGCUUUCAGUUGUGAUACCUGCUAUUUUUUAAAAUAAAGAAUGUUACAGAUAAAAGCAAGAAAUGAAUGACAAAAAAAAAUUCCACUGGGAUGGAAGUUUAUUUUUUCACCUAGUGUCCGAUUUAAUGUGUUUAUACAAAAUAUUUUUCUAUUAUCGUAGUACUUUGGUUAAAAAAAUAGAAAUACUCAUCUCAAAAUUGUCACCGUUUGUGACUUGUUUACCUUGUAGCGCAAUAUCAAAAUCACUUAACGAAUGUACUUUUAAUCUGUUUUUUAAUGGUUCACAGCCCCUGCGUAUACCGCUCUUCUUUAUUAAGUAUGCUAGGUACAGCUGACUUGUUUAAUAAUUACCGAAAGUGAAAUCACUUGCAGUAAGUACAAAAAAAUUUUAAAACGAAAAAAAUAUUGACGGCUAAAAGGUAGUUUUCAGUUUAAGCAGAAUCCACAGCCAGAUGCAUGUUUCACAGAAGGAAAUGGCAGUUUGCCAUACAAUACGCAGGUUGACCUCUGAAAUAACCUUACUGUAUGUCUUUUCAUUUCAGUUUGCGGUAAAAUUUACUACACCUGUACUGGCUAAAGGCCAUUACUUCCUAUGCUCUGUUACUGUCUGCGUACAUUUUACAUUGAUUUGAUAAAGGAUAUGCACGAACCUACCAUAUGAAAUUUGAAUGGGAAUUACCUUUCCGCUAACCGAAGGGGCUAUCGUUAUUUGGAAUAGUGUGAAAAUGGUUUCUUGGCAUAAAAAACAUAGGUGCCACAUUUAAUCUAAUUUAAUUUAAUAAAUAAACAGAGGAAGGCAAGUUAUUAUUGAACAUUUUGCCAGAAAGUUGUAAGGUCUCCUUUAUAUUCAGUUUUUUUAUAUAUAUAUAUGUUGUUUUUUGUUUUUUUUACCUCACUCUUUCUGAAGUGCUGAUCAAGGAAAUAGCCAAAAGAUUUGAGUGAAACCUUUUGAAAAAUCUGGGAUUUCCAAGAAGGAAAAGCAUUGAUCCCAAAUCAACACCUCACUUUUAUAAAAAUAAAAAAAAAUUAAAAAGCAAACAAAAAGACAAAAAAUUAUUUAAAAAAUAUUUUGUGUUUUAUUGUAUUUUAUUUUUGCCAAAUCCCUCAUUUUAGAUAGCCAUUAGGCAAGAAGUUGUUUUUUUUUUUUUAAACUACGAGUGUCAGGGAACAUCACAGGAAACUGACGCACUGUGAUAACAGUGCAGGGUAAGCAAGGCACAUUUACAAGAGUCCUCAAAAAGUUCCUAAGAGCUUUGAUUUUUUAAAAAUGUUAACAUGUUUUAGAAAACGUGCGUAGUACUUACAUGGAUUAAGCAAGAAUUCCAAAGCAUGGCCUGUAAAACUAGAAUCUAGCCCACUGCUAAUUGUUAACACCUUUAGUGCUUCAUAGAAGUAAACAUAAAUUUAAAAUUGAAAAAUUUGUUAUUUCCUGUAGAUAAUUUAAAGACACCAAAAGUCAUGUAGGGACACUACUUCGUAAUUUAGUUAACAAGUGUGCGGUUUGUUGAUGGUGAGGAUUUCAUCAUUUAGAGUAAAACUGCCACGAACUAGAGACGGAAUGGAAGUUGCUUCAAGGGAAAUGAGCAGAAAGAACUUUUCACAUUUGGGUUUUCAAAUUAAAUUGUAAUUUUCAAUUUUGCAUGUGAAUACUUGACCACCUACUUCUGUCAUGACAUGUCAUUUUGGAAAAUAGUUCUCAGUGAAGCAAAUGACAGUUUCCCAAACAUAAGAAAGUUACAAAAUUGUGGCUCAAGCACUCUUUUUUUUUUUUUACAUUGCCUCUCAAAUUUUCAGGUAAAAAUAAAUGUUCAGACCAGGAAAUACUUGCUUCUAAUAAAGAAUGUCUAUGACCAAGGCAGUAUUGUUUUACAGUAAUAAGUCCUUGUAGGAUUACCAUCUUUUCAAACAGCUAUUGUUAUAGAUGUCAGUAGAUUAAACUGAAGGACUACCUUUAUUUUUUCCAUCCUUAGGAUAGAGUAGUCUCCGAAGUCUUACAUUGAAACACUAAUCUAUGGAGUUAAACAAAAAAAAAAAAAGCAUAGCUAUUUAUACUGUUCGUAAUGGUUGUAAUAUAUGUUGCAUAAAUGGCUAAAUAUUAAUACAUUUGAUAAAAAUAAGUUGCCCUCAUCCUAAAAGUAACUUUUUCACUUCUUAGGCUUUGUUACUGUAUGCUCAGCAAGUGUCAAAGGUGUAUUACUCUAUGGCUGCACUUUGAAUGGAAACCUCAAGGAUGUAGCCUCAGAAUGACAACACUUAUCCUUAUAUUGGAUAAAAUCAGCGUUUAAGAUGGUAAUGCUGGCGGGGCAGUGUCGUUAAUUAAUUUCACCUGUUCAUUUGUUAAAGGGGUAAUUCCACUGUUGGGGAUUUUUGCUAUUAUUUCUCAUUUAGUAUGAGUUUUUUUCCUUUCAGCCCGGAAGCAUUUUGUGUGUAAUGAAGGAUAUAUGAGAUCACUAAGGGAAGUUUCUGUUGAGCUAUGCAGGCUUUACAAUGGAGUUUGUGGUCUAAAGCAAAAAUAAUUCACUUAGUCCAGAGCAGUUUGUGCUGUGCAGCUACAACGCAGUAUGCAGUACUGAAUAUUUAAAAACCCAGAAAGCAAAUUAUCUCCCGGAAAAUGAACUCGUCUUUAAUAUUUUCACCUUUAAUAAUAAAGGCUGCCUUAACACUUUUCUGGAUGGGGCAGAAUAAUUGGCUCCCGUCCAUCAAAUGACUUUCGCCAUUCAAACGUGAGGCAGAGCCACUGGUUGUGGCACAGUGUUGUCCUCGUUCAUUAAAAAUAGCCUUCACACUAUUUCAGCGAGCUGCUUGUUCCAUUCAGUCAGGAAACGUCAGUCCCUGUCUCUGUGUAGUUAUGUAAGGUCUGUGGUUGCACUUCUUACCUCAUUGUGCAAAUUUGUCUGAUAGGGUAGGAGGAAUGUUGAAGUAACCAUUGCCAAAGCAAAAACCAUUUUAUAUUUAUGCUUAAUUCUGAAUUGAGUAUGAAACCACUUGAUUUAACCUCUCAACUGACUCAAUCCCAUGGUUUGUUUAAAUCUGAGUAAUCUCAAAUUCAGUACUAUUUGUAAAUGAGCUCUCCCUAACCCUGCACCCCCCCCCCCCCCCCCACCAGUGCCCUUAAUUGUAGUAUUGAUCCAUCAGUUCCCAGCUGUAUUUUACAUAGACCAUAUCAUUUUGUUAGCUUUUUUUAACCUUCAGAACAGAGGUCUAAUCAAUACCUUUUCCGUCUGUGUUCACUAUGUUAUAUCUUUUCUUGUGCUUUUCUCAGUUCAGUCACAUUGGGUUAAACUUUAGGCAACGGUGACCUCUGCAUGACUGAUACAGGUAAAAAUGUUAUAUCCGUUCUUUGAUCAAAAAUGCUCCAGCCUCUCAUGUACAAUUGAACGGAAACAUGGAAACUGCAUAUUGUGGCACUGAUUCACCAAUUAAUACUGUCUUUUAUCUCAGAUUUUACUCUCUGCAACUCUUCAUAUGUAAUGCAUACAAGAUAGAGUGGCUCUUUCAAAGUGAAAUCGAUGCUGGUUUAGUAUAACAAUUUUUUUUUUUUUUAACCACUGCUUUUCAGUUUAGAUCGAAAUAAAGUGUAUACUGUAAAAAUAUGCAAAAUUAACUAAGGAGGCCAAACUAGUUUUAUACGUCAGGAUGUGGACAAAAAUUUCAAAUGGAGCUUGGAGAAUAUUUUUAUAUUGGGUUGCGUGACCUUAUCCGCAGAUAAGGAUUUAUUGAUAAAUAAAUAUUAAUUGUGCAUACGAA
Anguilla anguilla (European eel) is the source of this 6368-nucleotide messenger RNA. RefSeq names its product forkhead box protein K1-like. Gene Ontology annotation, molecular function: DNA-binding transcription factor activity, RNA polymerase II-specific; RNA polymerase II cis-regulatory region sequence-specific DNA binding; protein binding. The transcript has 9 exons. Lineage: Eukaryota; Metazoa; Chordata; Actinopteri; Anguilliformes; Anguillidae. The record is from RefSeq and is a predicted model, not a curated record. The coding region runs from base 79 to 2022 and encodes 647 amino acids. Gene Ontology annotation, biological process: regulation of transcription by RNA polymerase II.